CACGCAGUCUUCACCCUGGGCACGCAGACGGACACCAACCAAGUCCAGGAUCUGCAUAGGGUCAUACCAGACCUCCUGGACGCCAUGCUGGGGAACCUGCUGGCAAAGACCCCAGACACGGACAAGCUCCACUACAUCUUGGAGAACUCAGCCGAAUUCCCCAGGAUGGGCCACCACGUGGCACAGCUGGCUCUGUUCGUCGGUGACCCAGACGAGGACAUCAGCCGGCAGGCCAGGGAGGGGGUUUACCGGCUCUACCAGCUCCUGCUGCGCCAGAGGGACCUGAACAUCCAUGAGGUCGAAGACCUUUGGUGCUGGGACUGGCACCAGGACAGCAGGCUCCUCGGCUAUAAGAACACCGCCAGGGUGGGGGAGGUUUUUGCCAAAUUUUUCUCAGCGGGGCAGAGAAGAUUCUUCCUGCAGACAGCAGUGCUGGCCAUGCACGACCCGCUGCUGCGUGUCAGCCAGGCUGGGCUGCUCCUCACUUACUCCCUCCUGGGGCAAGCCGAGCAGCUGAUGGGGAGCAAGCAUGAGGUCGUGACGGCCAACAUAAUGAACCAACUUCACAUCAUCCGGCACUUGCGCCAAGUGCCGGAGGCGCUGCAGGAAUUCUGCCUCCAAGGCCACCAGCAACUCCUGCUCCCUCUAAACGGGGAGUGUAGUGAGACUAAGUGGCCUCCCUCCGAGCAGGAGAGCGAGGGCCCCUCUACACGCCCCUUGGAGGGCAGAGCCUAUAUCGCCCCACCCGCUUUGCCUGUUGGCUGGCCACCGGGGCCUCUGGUAGACUCUGUUGCAACUCAGCGGCCUCCCUCCGAGCAGGAGAGCGAGGGCCCCUCUACACGCCCCUUGGAUGGCAGAGCCUAUAUUGUCCCACCCCCCUCGCCUGUUGGCUGGCCACCAGGGCCUCUGGUAGACUCUGUUGCAACUGAGCGGCCUCCCUCCGAGCGGGAGAGCGAGGGCCCCCCUACACGCCCCUUGGAGGACGGAGUCUAUAUCGCCCCGCCCCCAUCGCCAUAA
Trachemys scripta elegans is the source of this 1017-nucleotide messenger RNA. RefSeq names its product protein MROH8-like. The transcript is spliced from 6 exons. The record is from RefSeq and is a predicted model, not a curated record. NCBI's taxonomy places the organism in Eukaryota, Metazoa, Chordata, Testudines, Emydidae. Bases 85 to 1017 code for a protein of 310 amino acids.